CGUCUUAUACCCGAACAUUCGCUCGUCCGUCCGUCGGGCCCUCUUCUGAGCGCACGUAGAAUAGCUUCAAAAGACUGCAAUCCGCGAGCAGUACAGAGGACGACGAUUAGACGAGACGAGGGCGCAGAGAGAGGAUUUCGUGUCGAGAAAUUUGUGAGUUCUGCGAGCGCGCGAGGGAGGCACGAUGGCUGCGGUGACGGGCAUGGCGGGGCAGCUGACACCGACGUUCGUUGCUUCCGAUGGAGCGAAUUCCCUGCGCAAGGGGCUCGCAGGGCAGAAGCUGUCGCUGUUUCUUUGUCCUUCGGUGAAGCAGUCGACGAGAGCUCGCAAGGUGCAGGCUUCUGCGCGCCCGGCCGGUGAGGAAUCGAGUGUUAAUGAGGGUAAGAGAGGUUUUUUGAAGGGUGUUCUUGGUGCUGCUGGUGUCGGUCUUCCCGCGCUCGCGGCUCAGAGCGCCAUGGCUGCCGAUGAGCAGGGAGUUGCUUCUUCCAGAAUGUCUUACUCUAGAUUUUUGGAGUACUUGGAAAUGGACCGUGUGAAGAAGGUUGAUUUGUAUGAAAACGGAACCAUCGCCAUUGUAGAAGCUGUGUCGCCUGAGUUGGGGUUCAGGGUUCAGAGAGUACGAGUGCAGCUGCCGGGUCUUAGCCAGGAGUUGCUUCAGAAAUUCAGGGCCAAGAAUAUAGAUUUUGCCGCUCACAACCCACAGGAAGAUUCUGGUUCAGUUCUCUUGAACCUCAUCGGCAACCUUGCCUUCCCCCUUCUCCUUGUCGGAGGUCUUUUCUUCCUGUCCAGGAGGUCACAGGGAGGCUUGGGAGGUCCAGGAGGACCCGGCAACCCUUUGGCAUUCGGAAAGUCUAAGGCUAAGUUCCAGAUGGAGCCCAACACAGGAGUCACUUUCGACGAUGUCGCAGGGGUAGACGAAGCCAAACAAGACUUUAUGGAGGUUGUCGAAUUUUUGAAGAGACCAGAAAGGUUCACCGCUGUCGGAGCUAGGAUUCCCAAGGGUGUUUUGCUGGUUGGACCACCCGGAACAGGAAAGACUCUUCUCGCCAAGGCCAUUGCUGGCGAAGCUGGAGUUCCAUUUUUCUCAAUUUCUGGUUCUGAGUUCGUGGAAAUGUUUGUUGGUGUGGGAGCAUCACGAGUGAGGGAUCUCUUCAAGAAGGCCAAGGAAAAUGCUCCUUGCAUUGUGUUCGUGGAUGAGAUUGAUGCCGUCGGAAGGCAGAGGGGUACCGGUAUCGGUGGAGGCAAUGACGAGAGAGAACAAACUCUGAACCAGCUUCUGACUGAAAUGGAUGGAUUUGAGGGUAACACCGGAAUUAUUGUUGUUGCCGCCACCAAUCGGGCUGAUAUCCUCGACGCUGCUCUGCUUCGACCUGGACGAUUUGAUCGUCAGGUUACCGUGGAUGUUCCCGACGUCAGAGGUCGGAGGGAAAUUCUCAAGGUUCAUGCUGGAAACAAGAAGUUCGAUCCCGAUGUCUCCCUGGACAUCAUUGCCAUGAGGACGCCUGGAUUCAGCGGUGCCGAUCUUGCCAAUCUUUUGAACGAGGCUGCCAUCCUCACGGGAAGGAGGGCAAAGACUGCCAUCUCUGCAAAGGAGAUUGACGACUCCAUUGACAGGAUCGUCGCAGGAAUGGAGGGAACUGUCAUGACCGAUGGCAAGAGCAAGAGUCUGGUUGCUUACCAUGAAGUCGGACACGCUGUUUGUGGAACUUUGACCCCGGGACAUGACGCCGUACAAAAGGUUACUCUCAUCCCUAGAGGCCAAGCUCGUGGUCUCACAUGGUUCAUUCCUGGUGAAGAUCCUUCUUUGAUCUCCAAGCAACAGAUCUUUGCACGUAUUGUUGGUGCUUUGGGCGGUAGAGCUGCCGAGGAGAUCAUCUUUGGAGAUGCUGAGGUGACAACAGGUGCAUCCAGCGAUUUGCAGCAAGUGACUUCCAUGGCUAAGCAGAUGGUCACUGUUUUCGGUAUGUCCGAGAUCGGACCUUGGGCUCUGAUGGAUCCAUCAGCCCAAGGAGGAGAUGUUAUCAUGAGAAUGAUGGCUAGGAACUCCAUGUCUGAGAGAUUGGCCGAGGAUAUCGACAGAGCAGUGAAGGCCAUUUCUGACAAGGCUUACAUAGUAGCCUUGGAACACAUCCGCCAGAACAGAGCUGCCAUUGACAAGAUCGUUGAGGUUUUGGUCGAGAAGGAAACUUUGAGUGGGGAGGAGUUCAGGGCAAUCUUGUCCGAGUUCACUGAAAUCCCAGCUGAGAACCGUGUCGCUGCCGAACAAGCCGUGCCAGUGUAGAGGAAUAUGUUGAUAUGGUUGAAUCUCAGAUAACUUAAAGAAAUGUUGUAUAUCAAGUACAAAGUAGGUGGUUAUAAAGCCUCGCAUGUAUACUACUUGCUGCUUGUGCAUUUCUGGAGUUUGCAGCAAGUCGCACUCUUCCCCUUUCUGGAGCUCUUGAGGUUGACUGGACUGGCUAAUGUUAGCUCUUUUGACGAAGGAUGUAAACUACCGUGUGGUCUCGCAUAUUCAGAUGCUGUCUUCGACCACAUCAAUCAAAAUUAGUCACAGUUAGAGAAAAGUCAAAUUUUCCUACGGAGCGACAGCACGACCUGUCUGUCCGGUAGGUGUCCCUGUAAUUCUAUGACGUAAUGAUCAUCUCAUCGACUAUUGUCGUGUGAACAUCCG
Molecule: messenger RNA, 2668 nt
Organism: Marchantia polymorpha subsp. ruderalis
Lineage: Eukaryota; Viridiplantae; Streptophyta; Marchantiopsida; Marchantiales; Marchantiaceae
Source: the annotation of a GenBank genome assembly